Messenger RNA from Dendronephthya gigantea, 1605 nucleotides. RefSeq lists its product as uncharacterized. The transcript has 3 exons. NCBI's taxonomy places the organism in Eukaryota, Metazoa, Cnidaria, Anthozoa, Malacalcyonacea, Nephtheidae. The record is from RefSeq and is a predicted model, not a curated record. The coding region runs from base 214 to 1032 and encodes 272 amino acids.
GAAAGAAGGCGUGCCUAUCUGUGUUGUAUACGUAAAUGGUUUGUCGAUUAUCUUUCAUUUUCACUUGAAAGUCAUGAAAGAAGCAUCUUCAAGGAUCAUCAUUAUUAUCAUCAUGAGCCAGGUGAACCAUACGCCUGCCUGGAAAUCAACGAAACACGUAUUCAUGCAAAACUGAGAAUAAUCAGGCUCGAUAUAUUUCUGGAUUUUACAAAAAUGGAAUCUUUAGCUCACAUCAAACGAGACAAUCAGACUUAUCACUGCUUCAUAGACGUGUGCGAAAAGAUCUUCACAGACACUCCAAAAAGCACCGUUAGAAACUGGCUAAAGUCCCUAAACAUCUCGACAACACCCUGUGCCACUUUGGAAGAGAGAAUUCACUUUCGUCGACGGAAUGCUUCUUUGGGUGCCACGUUUAGCCUUAUUCGAGAUGAAGACGUGACCCGUUUGAUUGCAUAUCGCAGUGAAGGUGCGAGGAAGCGAGCCAGACAUUCUCACAGUAGUUCUGCCACAAUCCUCGACGCUGGUGAUGUCCCCAGUCCGAGCCUCGCGACCACAGACAAUCCAAUUGUCAGACAUUCUCACAGUAGUUCUGCCACAAUCCUCGACGCUGCUGAUGUCAAAAGUCCGAGCCUCGCGACCACAGACAAUCCAAUUGUGUCUUACAAUCUCAGCGGCGAGUCAGACAGCGAUGCACAAGAACCGCCUGUAGAAAAGAAAUUUAAAGAUGAAACGACGUCGCCUAAAAGAAAUACGUAUAGCAUCCCAUUAGACAGCGCGCCUGAAAGAUUGAAGAAUGAGGUAAAAGACUUGCGCCAUUUCUACCUAAAAGCAUUGAACUAUAAUCGUCCUGGGCCGGCGUUUUCAAAAACGACCGUCGACAAAAUGGUUGAAAGAGCCAUGAGCUUUAUGUACUUCUGCUUGAACGUGAAAAACAUUGCCAUGUUAACCUUAGAUCUAUUUAACAAUAUCGAACUCUAUACUAGUUACGUAGAAUAUUUAAAAGGGACCCGAAAUCUUAACCCUCAACUAUAGUUGCGCAUCUUAUAAUCGGUAUAAACGUUUUGAAAUUUAAUUUGGCAAACUUUCAACCGAAUUCGCCCGACUCGGAGAAUGCAUCGCGAACCAUUUCAGCUUUACAAUCAUUUCAGCGACACUUUCAGCACGAAAGCAGCAUGAUAUCCAAACUUCAUAAGGAGGGUUUUACGAGCAAGGCAACUCAGCAGUUUUAUUUCGCGCACGUUUUAGAAACUCUUCGUAACAUACGCGAUAAGUAUUUGGAAACGCAUGGCUUGGAAAAAAGUAGGCACUUGCAUGAUUUUGUACUCUUGGCAACUUACUUAAGAGCCAUUCCUGGCAGGUCGAAAGAAUUACGGACCAUGAAAUUGCAUAUCGAAGCGGACUGCGGAACUUUCGAUUUCACUUCGGUGGAUGGCGGUAAUUUUAUCGUAUUUCAAGAGGGCAAUAGCGUUGUAAUCGUGCAAUUUGAUUUCAAAACAUCAAAAAGUAUUGGGCCGACCAGAAUCGAUGUUUCCGAUGACGAAGAUCUGGUGUAUUACUUGCAAUUAUAUACUAAGGCAAGGCCAUCUUUACUGCUCGGCAAGUCGC